Molecule: messenger RNA, 1212 nt
Organism: Brassica rapa (field mustard)
Lineage: Eukaryota; Viridiplantae; Streptophyta; Magnoliopsida; Brassicales; Brassicaceae
Product: NEDD8-specific protease 1
Biological process (GO): protein deneddylation; proteolysis
Molecular function (GO): deNEDDylase activity; cysteine-type peptidase activity
Source: RefSeq, a predicted model, not a curated record
UUUUAAAACUCCUUCAAAAUUCAGAAGAUUGAGAGAGAAAAUAACGUAAUAAAUUGUUGAAUGAAAGCAUUUAUUGUGGACAACGCGACUGGAAGCUGAAACGCAUCUAAGAAGUUCCAAUAUUGGGCUCAUGGGCCUUAAGUUAGAUUCCUUUUCCAUUUGAUACACCAAAUCAACUUUCCUUUCUUCACAUUUUUCUCUUCAUUCUUUCUUUCUGGGAUUAUUAUUAGAGAAUUUGAUUAUUUAACUCAGAUUACAGUUCCUUUUGCAAGCCGUGGAUUGAUCUGAUCCUUUUUCAGGAGGCAUCACGUAUAGAUUAAAGAGAUUCAAGAUUUAUUAUAGAUUCCUCCACUGUCGGCCAUGGGAUACAGUUCAGAUGACGACAAGAUCCUUAGCUACAACGAUGUUGUCCUCCGGAGAUCAGAUUUGGACAUCCUAAACGGACCCAAUUUUCUUAACGACCGUGUCAUCGAGUUCUACCUAAGCUACUUAUCCACGGUCCACACUUCCUCUGCCAUCUCACUGAUCCCUCCCUCCAUUGCCUUCUGGAUCUCAAACUGCCCCGACACCGAAUCACUCAAAGACUUCAUCAAACCCCUUGGAUUACGCGACAGCGACCUCCUGAUAUUCCCCGUAAACGACAACACCAAUGUCGAGCUAGCCGAAGGAGGAUUACACUGGACCUUACUCGUGUAUUACAAAGAAGCCAACUCGUUUUUUCAUCACGACAGCUUGAUGGGACUGAAUAAAUGGAGUGCAAAACAGCUCUUCGAAGCGGUUUCUCCGUUUGUGUCUGAUGGAGAUGCGAUAUACAGAGAGUGCAGUGAUACACCGCAGCAGAGGAAUGGGUACGACUGUGGUGUUUACCUUCUUGCAAUCGCUCAGGUUAUAUGCCAAUGGUUUAGCUCUGGAGGAGUGCAGAACCGGGAUGAGUUGUGGUUUACUGAUGUGAAGGAGACUGUACCGGAUCUGGCUAACCGUUUGAGAGAAGAGAUACUGGGGUUGAUCAGAAGGUUGAUCUCUGAGAAGAGUGAGUAAAUGAAUUAGAGAAUUUACUGAAUGAUUUUACAUUUGAUAUUUCGUUUUAUUUUUGAACAAUUACAUUUGAUAUUUCCUAUAUGUGUAGUUAAGCCCACCGGCCCAAAUUACUACAUUGUGAUAAAGUUAUUACAGGCCCGCGGUAGAAAAUGCAAUAUCUGAUGCUUUUUAUCA